AUGGCGACAGUGGAGUGGCCUACGUCAGCAAAUAGUUGGAUGGCCUGCAGGUAUUGGCGUACAGAAUACACCCAAAGCGUUGACAAUCCAAAUGGGGUAGUGGCCAAAGGGGGCGUAGACAGACGCGAGUUGUUCAGUCGGGAGUGUAGAAAAGCCGGCUGGAACGGACUCAUCUGGCAGUUGGUGUUUCUUCGUCUCUGCACCUCAAAGCGGCCUUCUGAAGUGAAUGCCUAA
This is a messenger RNA of Protopolystoma xenopodis, 234 nucleotides long. The record is from the annotation of a GenBank genome assembly. Lineage: Eukaryota; Metazoa; Platyhelminthes; Monogenea; Polystomatidea; Polystomatidae.